AUGCUAAGUGCGAAUUUUAAUGCAGUUAAAAAUAUCCCUGAUUCAAUUAUUAGCACACCAUAUAGUGCCUUAUCGAACAGCUAUUUACAAGAAACUGAUCAUAAUUCAGAAAUUGAUGAAAGCAUAAGGAAUGAAAUUGAAAAUAAAUUUUUAAAAUCAAAAGUAAAUCAAACUUAUACCUUUCCCAGAAAAAGGAUAUCUACCACGUUGCAAGAUGAUUUGACAAGAAAAGAUUAUCAUCUUGGCGCCUUAAUAGGCGAAAAAAAUAAAAGAAGUUUAAAAUCACUACUUACCCAAAAAGUGAAACUCUCGAAAAUUAGAACUGUAAAUAUCCAAAGUAAAAGUCAGAAAAGAGUCAAAUCUCUUACUCCUACAUAUGUGGAUUUUUUUUAAAAUAACUAUUUAUAAAAUCUUAAUUCGAAAUAAUAAUUAAAGUAAAUAUAAAUUUAACUUGUAAAAUUUAUGUUUUAAAAUGCAGCUUGUUUAAAAUUAAACGGAAUUAUCUAGAGAUUUAAUUAGAAUAAUCAUCACUUUAUAUCAAUAUAUUUUUUCAUGGAAUAGGUCUAUCUAAAAAACAGGGAUUUUUCCGAUGGUUUGGCUCGCUCACGGAGGGGCGGAGUUAGCAUGCUAAAAGGAGAGUUUUUGAUAAAUUUUAAUCAUAAAAGAAUAAAAAGUGAUGCAACUUCUUCUCCAAGCAAGUCUAUAAAGUCACCUUAUUUACAGUCGCCUAAAAAGCAGCUGCCAAAGAUGGAGACAUUAAUGAGGAAAAAAUUUACUCUCAUCAAAAUUCAUGGAAAUUUAUUAAUGAAGGUCAGUUAA
Messenger RNA from Blepharisma stoltei, 819 nucleotides. Lineage: Eukaryota; Ciliophora; Heterotrichea; Heterotrichida; Blepharismidae. The record is from the annotation of a GenBank genome assembly.